Messenger RNA from Rhipicephalus sanguineus (brown dog tick), 1636 nucleotides. Its product is annotated as coiled-coil domain-containing protein 174. The transcript has 11 exons. The coding region runs from base 169 to 1635 and encodes 488 amino acids. Gene Ontology annotation, cellular component: nucleus. Lineage: Eukaryota; Metazoa; Arthropoda; Arachnida; Ixodida; Ixodidae. The record is from RefSeq and is a predicted model, not a curated record.
GCCAAGCCUAGCCAAGCCAUUAUGUCAUGUUUACAUCUUGAGGCGAAGUUCAUACAGUCGGUAGUUUCUGAUCAUCUGGAUACGGGAAGAUUGUGUGAAAUGUGACAGCGUCGAGAAUCGUAUGAAGUCAUAGCAGAGCAUUUCAGCGUACUGACACAUUUUCUUGAGAUGGAAGGAUCUAACAAGAAAGGAACGUUUGGGAAGGUUUCCCUAGGAGCAAGUGUGUCCUCGCUUAUUGACCUAAAGGCGGAACUACUCAGGAAAAGGGAAGCUCUAAAGGUGCAAAAGCUAAAACAGUUUCAACCUGAAGACGGUUAUGUCAAACAGAAGCUUAUUCUUGGGAGCGACUCCGGUGCUGCUACUAAAAAGGAGCCGCCGAAAAAGACGCCCGAGGCUCAGGACAUUCCCGAUGAGGACGCCGAUCUGAAGAGAUCAAGGGCUGCCCUACAACGAAAAGCCAAACUUUAUGAGAAGCUCAGCUCUGGCAAAGUGAUUCCAGGAGAUGAAGAGGCAAGCCUGUAUGUUGUGAACUUCCAGAGGAAGGCAAUGGACGCAGCGGUUGAAGAGAGGGAGCGGCGAGAGACGCCCACUGUGCCUACCAAGGAAGAAGCUGGGGUGUAUAGUAAAGACGAUUCAGAUGCAGAUGAUAAUGUGCCAAGUGCAGACCACGAGGCCCUGGACAAGAGCCUUGCGGGUACAGAAGAAGAAUGGGUGGACUACACCGAUGCUCUCGGAAGAUCCCGGAGGUGCAUGCGGAAAGACCUGCCUGCUCUCAUCGAUAAUGACAAGGAACUUACUGGAAAAUCCGGUGUUGUCGAAGCAGACAUUCCUGAACGCACUGCGCAGUUCCUGGCAUAUGAACGCACGCGCGAGCAACUAAGACAGCAGUGGCAGGAUCAAGAAGCCGAGAAUGCCUACAAAGAGUCAUUGCACUACGGCGACGUGCGCUUCCAAGAGGCCAGAGAGCAUGGUGUUGGUUUUUAUGACCUCUCUGGGGACUCUGCGGAGCGCCAGAAACAAUUGGACAUGCUGAACAAGCUCAGAGAUCAAACAGAGAAACAGAAAGAGAUCUCGAGAAGGAUGAAAGAGAAGAGGAAGGCCAUGCUCGAAGCACGCCUGGCUAGGAUUCGUCAGAAAAAGAACAUACCAGACGACAAGCCAGAGGAACAAGAUAAAGAUUCAUCAGAAGAUGAAACUGAACAAGUGGACACCAACAGCAAUGUGCCAGACCGGCCGAAAAUUAUUGGCGAUUCUGACACUUUGGAAGUCCCUGAAAUGAGGCCAUGGGACGAAGGAAAGAACCUGGCAGAGAUGGUCAACGAUCCACACUUCCGAAAGAAGAAAUUGUCGCAAGAGGACUGGGUGGAUCUUCAGAGGCAAGAAAGGCCGACGGAGUUUGCACCUCCGUCUGCAUACCGCUCGACUCCUGGUCCCAAAAAGGCAAAGUACUCCAACUUCACUAGAGGGCAGACACAGUUUGGAGCCAAUGUGGACACCAGUGGUUUUCAAGAAACCGACCAAGCCCCACAACAAAGGCACCUGCAGAGUUCUGCCUUUGAAGACAUGAUCGCGCAGAGGCUAGCCGAAGCACGCAGGGCAAGUGAGCAGCAGUCACCGUGGGGUGGCCCCUUCUGAG